Molecule: messenger RNA, 5034 nt
Organism: Lottia gigantea (owl limpet)
Lineage: Eukaryota; Metazoa; Mollusca; Gastropoda; Lottiidae
Exons: 31
Coding region: 1-5034 (1677 amino acids)
Molecular function (GO): phosphatase binding
Source: RefSeq, a predicted model, not a curated record
AUGUCGAUGACUAUUUAUUUCAGUGAAGAAAAUAGUUCUGUAGAUAUUAUUCUAUCUCAUCUGGAUAAUGAAAAUAGUGUUAGAUUAUUGCAGAAAUUAUAUACAGCAGAUGAUGCUAUAAGACAGCAGUUAAUGAUUAAGGCCGAAUAUUUUAAAAGAUGGCAAAGAAGAAUUAAGAGACGUCAACAAGAGAGGACUGUUUAUGAUCCUAUAAAAGCAAGAUCUAAAGAAUUUCAUGAAAUGACUGUCAUGAAAAAAUAUUGGUGUAAAUGGAGAGAUGAUAGUAUAGAUAGUGUCAAUAAAAGAUUGGCUGAUCAACUCUAUAAACAACAUAUGUUGAAAAAAGGUCUAGAAGGGUUUAAAUGGGCUAUCUAUAGAUCUCAACACUAUCAUGAUAUCAUGAAAUUACGUACACAGAAAAUUACACUGAAAGGUGUAUUUUUGAAGUGGAAGAGGAGAGCUUAUCAAAGACAAUUUAAUAGAUUGGCUACAACAUUUACAAACUGGUUUCAAUAUACACAAGAACAGAAAAAAGUUCGCAUAUUUGAUGGUGGAAUGAAACAGAAAUUAUUAAAAAAAUGCUAUACUACCUGGAUAAAAAGAUAUUGUGUGAAAUUAAAGGAAAAUAGAGCUGACCAAUUCUCAAGGCAAUGUUUGUUAUCUAAAUGUGUUUCUGUAUGGAAAUUGUUUACUAAUGAAUCCAGAAUUAAAAGCCAUAGAAAUGAUCAAGCAGUUGUGUUAUAUACUUACAAUGUGGAGAAGAAAUACUUUCAUAGAAUGGUUGCAAAUUACAGAAAGAUUCAACUAGCUAGACAAUUCCAUAGACAUCACAUAUUAUUAAAAUGUUUAUGUUUAUGGAAAGAAGGGAGUGAAGUCAGUCAUCAAGAAAAACAACAUGAUUUAAGAGUUAGUGAUAAACAGUGGACACAGACUACUAUUACUACUAUGUUUUAUUAUUGGAGAGAAAGAUUAUUAAUGGUUAAAGCUGUACGAAACAGUCAGAUGACUACUCAAAAACAUGUUUUCACUGUAUGGAAAACAUUAUGGUUAGAUCUAAGGGCCAAACAUGAGAAUAUAAGGAAAGAGUUGUCUACUAUGAAAGUUUCUCGCCAUUUCACUGCUUGGAAAGACCAUGUAGUUAGGCAGAAUUAUAAACGUGAUAUAUUAUCUCAGCAACUAGUGAAGGUUAUGUUACAAAUAAGGCUUAAAGAAUGGAAGUAUUAUACUGAUUAUAAGAAGCAACUUAGAAUGAAGUGUGAACUAUAUAGAAGGAAUUGUGAUAGCAGUAAACAGCAGGAAUGUUUUGCUAUAUGGUUAAAGCAAUAUUUGAGACACUUAUCAGUUCAAAAAGCACGACAACAUUGGUCAAAUAACUGUCUCAGAAAAAUUAUUAACAAAUGGAAACUGAAAUGUAGGAAAACUGAAUUAAAAGAAAUUCUGAUAGAAACAGAACCUGAUAGAAACUUACAUCUGAUUAAAGUGAUGUUUAAUAAGUGGAAGACAGCUAAAAAUAGAAAAGAUCAAGAGAUCUAUGAAGCAGAUAAAAUAAGAGAAGAACUAAAGAAAUCUAAGUUACGUAGAAUGUUUGAUAUUUGGAAGAAGGCAAUGGAACAACUAAAUAAACUCCAACCAUUAAUACAAUCUAGACAAAAUCUGGUGUUAAAAAGAUGUUUUCAGUCAUGGAAUCAGAUUGUACAACAUAAACUACAAUGUUUACAGAAUUAUAAUGUUAUUGUUAACUUAAGAUUACAUAAUAUCUUUAAUCGUUGGAGACGACAAAAUAAAGUACAUGAGAUAGAGAAAGAUAUUGAGAGAAACAGACAAAGAAAAUUUUCGCAUAAAUGUUUAAGAGAAUGGAGAGAUAUUGUUAAACGUAAACAGUCAGCUAAUCUAUUUUAUGAACAACAUCUUCAGAGUUAUCUGUUCAAUUAUUGGAAGUCUAGAACAAAAAGACAGAUUGAAGAGAAAACACAAGCAAUUGAACUAGAGGAAAGAAACUUGGACAUGAAGAAGUCCUAUUUUAAUUUGUGGUUAGAGAGUAUAAGAAGAGAAAAGACUUUGGAGGAAGAUAAAAUUUUACAAACACAUCAGCAUCGUAGUUAUAGACAACUUACCACAGCUUUUUAUAAUUGGAAACACCAUUUACAGAUUACACUUGUUGCGAGAGUAUACUCAAAGGGGAUAGAGAGAAAGCAUUUAAAGGAGGUUCUUAAUGAGUGGAAGAAUACUACUCAGUAUUCUAUACAAGACUCCAUUCACCAGUUCUCUAUUAGGCUUGGUCUUCCAGUUAAUUAUACUGAUAGGUUAGGUUCAGAGAUCUCCAUCACAGAACCACAAAGCAGAAAUGAUGAUACAUAUAGUUUAGAUGGUGAUGACGAUUGUACUAUGAUAGAUGAUAGUCCUAGAUCUAUAUCAUCUAUAAAUACAGUAACAUCAUUAAAUAGGUUGUUUGCUGGUUAUCCAAGUGAAAGAAGUGUUGAUAUAGAGAAAUUAGAUUUAGAUAAUCAAAGUUUAUUAAGUGGUAUAGAAUCAGCUAUUAUAGACGAAAGAGAAUCCAAGAUACAAAGAAAACGGGAAUUAGUCUCAGUCUUCAUUAAUCGUUUACGUCACUGGCCAGUCAGUCUUAUAUUUGAUCACUGGAAAGACUUUAUAAUAAACCAGAGAGAACUGAAAGAGGCGGCAAAUCAGGUUGCUGAAAUAAGUCAAAUGCUAAAACUCAAAUUGGCUUUCAGAAGAUGGAAAUGUCACUUAAAAAGCAUUAAUAUUGCUCAAGCUCAUAGGGAUAAAGUAGUAUGUUCAACAGCAAUAAAGUGUUUUGGGAAUUAUCACAAAUCUAGAUGUAUGAAAAGAAAAAUGGCUGACUCUGCUGACAGACAUCAUAUGAAAACAGAACUAAAGAAAUAUUUCCCAGUCUGGAUAGAAAAGGCCAAAGACAAGCAGCAUAAAGAAAAUAUUCUACGUUUAUGGUCAACGGCAACACCAGAGGAAAUAGAGUUGUUGCCCUUAGAACAUCAGCUUUCGACAAACCUGAACAAGAGAACAUUGUAUCUUUGCUUCUCAAUAUGGCAGAUAAAACAUCAAUUUUUUCAGAAAAUACAACAUGUUCAUAAGUCAUUUAUAUUGAAAAGAGUAAUAACAGAAUGGAAUGUCUGGGCUAGUGAUAAUCAUCAAAGAAGUGAUAAAUGUGAAAAAUUUAGAAGGAAAUACAUUCAAUUAAAUUAUUUUAAACAAUGGAGAUUAAAACUACAACAGAAACAAGCCACUGAAGAAAAAUAUGAAAAAGCUUGGCAGAGUUAUUUAGCGGUUAUCUUUAGAAGAUGGUAUCAGUGGGCAAAAGGUAAUCACCAGAGCCAGGUUCAUUCCAAACAACUUACUUACCAUUGUCAGCAGAAUAAACUACAGCAAAAAUUUUACUACUGGAGAGACUUAACAAUUAAAGCUGCUCAAGUUAGACAAAUUCAUAAUAGAGUGGUAGCAUUAGUGGCAUUGAAAGGUUGGCGAGAAAUUCUACAAGAGAAAAAACAAGAGAGAAAAACUGUUUUACAAUUUCAAGUCAAGUGUUAUACCAAUUUGGUUCAAGGUUUGUUUCAAAAAUGGAGGAAAAAGUACGCUAAUAGGUUAAAUCAUCAACAAGAAAAACAGAAAUAUGUGGAAAUGAGGGCUUUGGAAAUUGGUAAAAAAUGGAGAAAAAAAUCUAGAAGGAGUAGAGCAAGUCAACAUUAUAAACAAUUACAGAGCAGACGGCUUUGUGAAUUCUUUGCAAACUGGAGAAAAAAAUAUGCAAGGGUUUUGAAUAUGGAGGAAGUUUUAGAAAGUCACAUUGAAGAAAAAAAUCAAGAACUAAUCAGUCAGAUGUUACUUCAUUGGAAGAAUCGUUUAUUAUUAAACCAUGUUGAUCAAGUCUACCAAACUAAACUUCAAAUCACAGUCUUCCAGGAGUGGAUUACUUGGGCUAAAGCCAAGAAGGAGAGAAGACUAAGAGGUUUAGCAUUACAACGAGCAUUACAAGAACGUACACAACAUGUAUAUUUUAAACUUUGGUUAGGUUACACUAAGCUCAAUCAAACAGUUAAACAGCAUUUUAAUGUCAAGUUACAAAUCAGAAGCCUCGAAGCUUGGCAUGUAUACACUCAAAAGAAGAAAAAAUUGGAUGCAAACUAUUUUGUAAUGACAGCUAGAGUUCGACAUAACAUUUUAUUAAAAACUUUUUCAUUCCUGAGAAAUCGAUUUGAUUACUGUCAAGCUUUACAAGAAACAGCUCAAAAAAUUCACGAGGAUCAGAAUAAAGCUAUACAGAGACAUUCAUUAUUAUUGUGGCAUAAUAGAUUAGAUAGAAUUAUGUCUGCUAGAUGCUAUGGCAAGUUUUUAGCAUGGCGAGUUGCUAGACAGUGGCGUAAUUUUGUAUGUAGAAAACAGGUUGAAAGACAGAAAGAAGCUGAACAGGAAGGAAUGGCUAUUAAACAUUAUAAUAAGCAUUUAUGUAAAAUGGUUUUCAAUGUGAUGAAAAUGGAAAGAUGUAUAAAUAUAUAUAAAGAGAAAAGAAAAGAUAGAAUAGUCAAACAGUAUGCUAGAUUAUGGAAAUGGAAAGUUGAUCUUUUAUAUACAGCUAGAUUAGUGGAUAGUGAAAGAAUGAUCAAGGAAUUCUGGAGAAAAUGGAGAAUAGAAUAUAGGAGAAAACAAACUGUAGAUAAAGUUACAUCAUUUCAUCAAAAACAACUCUUAUCACAGGUAUUUUUGAGUUGGAAAAGUCUUGGUAAUAAAAAGAGAAGGAAAUCUUCUAUUCUACUACCUGUCUCUUUUGGUAAUAUGGAGUCACCUGGUUAUGGUUCACCUAAUUCCCACGGCAACCAACAAUGUGGUGAUUGUAAUUCUAAUGUCAACACAGCAUCAGUGCUACCUGAAAUACAGUCUAAGCCACCUAUUAUCAAUGGCGGAUAUAAAGUUUCUAAUGGCCUUACAAAAUCUAAUAUUAGAAAGAUUAUUACUAGAUCUGAUCGAUUCAAAAGUAAAAUUCCAUCUCCUUCAACAAAAUAG